AAAGGAACUUUUGGAGCAGAAAACUCAAUUUACUCAACAACUGGAAGAUGCGCACAAAAAUGUGAAUCAACUGCAAACGAAAAUCAAUGAAAUGCAAAUGAAAAUUGAAACCUUAGAACAAGAAUUAUCCACCAAAACCUGGAAUGUUGAAAGAUUACAGGGAGAAUUAAAUGCAGCUCAACGGGAUGAUGAAUAUGUCCGCCAAAAGCUGAAAGUGCUGGAGGAUGAAAAAACAAAUUUACGCCAUCGUUUUCACGAAUGCGAAGAUGAGCUGAAAACGAAAUAUGAUGAACUCGAAACUCAAUAUAACGAAUUACAAGAAAAAUAUAAACAAACUCAAGCGUUGGCUAGUAAUUUGCAAACUCAAUUGGCUCAAGCCCAAACCGAUGCCCAGGAACAGCGCGAUGAAGUCGAAAGGAUACGCACAUCACUGGAGGAACAGGUUGCCCUGCUGAAGAGUGCUUUGGAAAAUUCGGAAAAUGAAAGGAAAAUAUGCGAGGAUAAAUGGCAGAGAGAAUUCGAAAUGUUACGGACACAAAAUAUGG
Messenger RNA from Musca vetustissima, 545 nucleotides. Its product is annotated as restin homolog. NCBI's taxonomy places the organism in Eukaryota, Metazoa, Arthropoda, Insecta, Diptera, Muscidae. The record is from RefSeq and is a predicted model, not a curated record. The transcript is spliced from 3 exons. The annotation marks the transcript as partial.